Messenger RNA from Cornus florida, 2282 nucleotides. RefSeq names its product glutamyl-tRNA reductase 1, chloroplastic-like. Gene Ontology annotation, molecular function: NADP binding; glutamyl-tRNA reductase (NADP+) activity. Bases 239 to 1891 code for a protein of 550 amino acids. Gene Ontology annotation, biological process: tetrapyrrole biosynthetic process. The transcript is spliced from 3 exons. The record is from RefSeq and is a predicted model, not a curated record. NCBI's taxonomy places the organism in Eukaryota, Viridiplantae, Streptophyta, Magnoliopsida, Cornales, Cornaceae.
UACUUUCCCACAUAAGCCCCCCGUUCUCUCUCUCUCUUCACCCAAACAAUAAUAACUAAAAAUAAAACCAAUCAAACACACAGCGCACCUCCUUUUUGAGUCCUUCCAAAGAUCAAACCAUCCUCUCAGAACACCCCCAUCCCCAUAAACCCUUCUCUUCCCCACCUCCCAUCCUUUCUCUCUCCUCAAAAUUCUCUCUCUAGAACCUCGUGUUAGGGUUUUGAUAGCAUUUCUGGCUAUGGCGGUUUCGAGUGCGUUUGCAGGGGCCAAGCUCGAGACUCUCCUCCUCGGCAACAAUUCCUCAACGAGGUCGUCGCCGUCUCAAAUUGGGGUGUUCUGCAAACCCACUCGGACCAGAAGAACCCUAAUUCAAAGAGGAUGGGCUUCUUUCAACCCCACAAUCAGGUCUGAGGUUGCUUCUGAUGUUUUGGUUCAGACUUCUGACAAGAUCGACACCAACACGGCUUCGUCUUCCAGCCUCUCUGCUCUCGAACAGCUCAAAACCUCCGCUGCUGAUCGAUAUACAAAGGAAAGGAGCAGCAUUGUGGUCAUUGGGCUUAGUGUUCACACUACACCUGUUGAAAUGCGUGAAAAACUUGCCAUUCCAGAAGCAGAAUGGCCACGAGCCAUUGGGGAGCUUUGUAGUUUGAAUCAUAUAGAAGAGGCUGCUGUUCUUAGUACAUGCAACAGGAUGGAGAUAUAUGUUGUGGCAUUGUCUCAGCAUCGUGGAGUCAAGGAAGUUACUGAAUGGAUGUCAAAGACAAGUGGCAUCCCUGUUUCUGAUCUUUGCCAGCACCGAUUCUUGUUGUAUAACAAAGAUGCUACACAACAUAUCUUUGAAGUAUCAGCAGGCCUAGACUCCUUGGUUUUAGGAGAAGGUCAAAUUCUUGCUCAGGUUAAACAAGUUGUCAAAGUUGGGCAAGGAGUUGUAGGAUUUGGGAGGAACAUUAGCGGGUUGUUUAAGCAUGCAAUCACUGUUGGAAAGCGGGUUAGAACUGAGACAAACAUUGCAGCAGGGGCGGUUUCUGUUAGUUCAGCUGCUGUGGAAUUGGCCUUGAUGAAGAUGCCUGAGUCCUCACAUUCUAGUGCUCGGAUGCUGGUGAUUGGAGCUGGCAAGAUGGGAAAACUUGUAAUCAAACACUUAGUAGCAAAAGGAUGCACGAAAAUGGUGGUUGUAAACAGAAGUGAGGAGAGAGUUGCAGCCAUCCGCGAGGAGUUGAAAGGUGUGGAGAUAAUCUAUAAACCACUAACUGAGAUGUUAACAUGUGCUGCUGAAGCUGAUGUAGUUUUCACCAGCACAGCAUCAGAAAACCCAUUAUUUUUGAAAGAACAUGUAAUGGAUCUUCCUCCUGUUGGUCCUGAUGUUGGGGAUUUGAGGCUCUUCAUUGAUAUAUCUGUUCCUAGGAAUGUGGGUUCCUGUGUUACUGAUGUUGAGACUGCGCGAGUUUACAAUGUGGAUGAUCUUAAGGAGGUUGUGGCUGCUAAUAAGGAGGAUCGGCUCCGAAAAGCAAUGGAAGCUCAGUCCAUUAUUGCUGAGGAAUCUAAACAAUUUGAAGCCUGGAGGGAUUCACUCGAGACUGUUCCGACAAUCAAGAAAUUAAGGGCAUAUGCUGAAAGAAUCAGAGUUGCAGAGCUAGACAAAUGCUUAUCAAAAAUGGGUGAUGAUAUCUCAAAGAAAACUAGAAGGGCUGUGGAUGAUCUUAGCCGAGGUAUAGUGAACAAGCUCCUUCACGGUCCAAUGCAGCACUUGAGAUGUGAUGGGAGUGACAGCCGGACCUUGAGUGAGACCCUUGAGAAUAUGCAUGCUCUUAACAGAAUGUUUAGUCUUGAGACCGAGAUAUCUGUUUUGGAACAGAAGAUCCGAGCGAAGGUGGAGCAGAACCAAAAAUAAGCGUCAAUGUAUACUUCUUUCAGACCACCCUUGUGUUUCCUCCCAUUUGAAUAAGAGGAAUUGUUCGCCAUUUUUAGGAUUGUCACUGUUGUAAUACUCAUUUGAAUCGAUAAGGAGGAAUAGGUCCCUUGGGAGGGAUCUGUCCCAUUGAUUUUAGUGUUUUCAGAGAUUUCUUUCUAACUUUCUUUGGUUGGAUCUGUCAACCGUGUUUUGUAACUGGUCAUUCGGCUGUGUAAUUGGAGGUAUUAUGAGAUCAGUCCAUGUAUCGAAUCUCCAAUAUGUUGUCUACUUUUGAAAUGUUGUUAUAUCUUGUAAUUAAUUUCGAUAUUCAAAUCGAGGCUCAAUGUAUGUUAAUUGUAUUUGGUAUUUAUAAGUAACUCUUACCCCCUUA